UUAGUUCAUUAACUGGUAAGGUAAAAACUUUUGAAAAAAACAAAAUAAUAAAUCUUUAACAAUGUCGAUUGAUGAUUCUCUAUUGAACCUCAAUACAACAGAACAAAACAAAAAUAUAGAUAAAUCAGCCGUCGGAAAUCGUAAAAAAAAUCUCACUGACUAUUUCGUAACAAGAACUAAUGAUCCAAAAAAGAAAAUGGUUUCCAAGUUAAUCCAAGUAAGCUUAGGUGUAUGUAUGUCAGAUGAUGAUUUCAGUGUGGAUUUACCAUCAGAAAAGUACUGGAAUUUAGUUGCUGAAAAGAAACGGAUAGAUUUAAAAGAUGCUCUAGAUGAAAAUGAGAGAUUACAUAAAAUUAAACAGUCCUUAUUGGAAAAAAACCUCCAUUACAAACAAAUGCUGGAAGAAGCUAACAGUUUUAUUGAUGUGUUUAAAGAAGUUGUGCGGGACACAGCUGAUGACACCGGUAUAGAUGUAGCUGAUUUUAAUGAAUCAAUUGAAUAAGGAAGACUGAUAAUGUAAAAGUUUUUGUAACAAGUCAUGCUUACCAUCCUGGUGGCCCACUUGUUCUGUGUCUGUUUCCCAAAGAUGAAUGGUUUAGUUUUGACAUAGCUAAACAAAUCUAUUAUUUGUAAUUUCUAAUUGAUACUUAAUAACAUUCAGAGUUAUAAAACUAGCAAAAAAGUUGCCUGUGUGAAGGAAUAUUGUUUGUUCUGGCUAAGUAGUUAGGAACUGUGAAAAUAUUCUAUUAAAUAUAGUGCCAUUGUUGAUGAGAAUCAAAUUUAUCAUGUAAUCAUAUCAAUAUGUUUGACUAGGUAACAUAUAAACUAAACAGUUCACAAUUAAUUUCAGGAAAGAUUUUGAAAAUUGAUAUGUUUUUUUAAUCAACUCUAUAUUUAAGAAAUAACAAUAAUAUUUUAUGUGUUAAUAUAAUUUGUAAUUUUAUAAUAUCACAAUUUUUUCUUAGGAUACAAUUCCUUUAUUAUAUUACUUCAAUGA
This is a messenger RNA of Vanessa atalanta (red admiral), 997 nucleotides long. Its product is annotated as geminin-like. Gene Ontology annotation, biological process: regulation of DNA replication. NCBI's taxonomy places the organism in Eukaryota, Metazoa, Arthropoda, Insecta, Lepidoptera, Nymphalidae. The transcript is spliced from 5 exons. The coding region runs from base 62 to 502 and encodes 146 amino acids. The record is from RefSeq and is a predicted model, not a curated record.